UUUACGCUACUCUAUUCCACUUAGACCAAUGCAGUACCUAGCUAGUGUUCUUAUUUUGAAUAUAUUCGGAGUUUUAUCUUACGAGUAUGAGGGCUAUGGAAGAAACAAUAUGGCCGUUGGGAGACGGGACGUCAUACCAAUGAACGAAGUUAGGCGAAGGAAUGUUAUAAUGGACAGGAACUACAGGCGAACUAAGGAUAUACGAACAGACAUAUACGACAGACGGUUUGAGGAAGCCCAGUGGAGAGAAGCGAGAGGCGCAGAUGACAGGGAUCGUUUGGACCGGCUUCACCGGGAGCUGAGGUGGCUUACUAUUAACAGUAACGAACUAGGUAUUGGAUAUUAAUGUCUAAUUGGUUGUCAUGGCAACGCAAAAGUUAAUUGGUAACCACGGAGUCGCUAUAAUUUAAUAAAUGAUUUAUGAAUUUAA
Pieris rapae (cabbage white) is the source of this 430-nucleotide messenger RNA. RefSeq lists its product as uncharacterized. The transcript is spliced from 2 exons. Bases 29 to 346 code for a protein of 105 amino acids. The record is from RefSeq and is a predicted model, not a curated record. NCBI's taxonomy places the organism in Eukaryota, Metazoa, Arthropoda, Insecta, Lepidoptera, Pieridae.